AAUGAGUGAAUGUUUAAUGUUCGGUAUGGAUUGUGAGGCGAGAUGUAUGACGUCAAUGACGGCUGACGAGGAGAAUAUUUGCUUUUUAGUCGGAACGAAUAAUAUUAAAAACGACAAAAAUCAGGUUAACAAGUUAUUCAUGGAUCCAGAAGCGUCUCGUCUAAUGUCAAAAACCUUCCGGCAUCCAGCUGGAGAAGUACGUGCAAUUGCUGCUCAUCCGACGAAGAGCACCAUUCUGGCCACGUGUACCGCUGAUUUCAGCAGUCUCGGCGGAACACAUUCGAUCACAAUAUGGAAUAUUGAAGAAGAUAAACGAACACUUGAAACAGUUUCUCGUCUACCAACUGAACAAGUGAUGUCAUGUCUAGAAUGGGAGCCAAAUUCGAUGAAAUGUGCAGCAAUGACGCCAUUUCGACCGGAAAUUCAACUUUUAAACAUGGAAAAUGGUCCGGAAAUUGUGCAAAACUUGAAAAUUCCGCUGGAAAACGAGGAAGAUGAGAUGUUCAGUGCCACGUGGAGCCCGCAUCAUGAUGGAAAUAUGUUGGGAGUAACUGGUGGAAGAACAGCAUGGUGCAUUGAUUGUCGGACUGAUAAUGAAUAUUUAAAAAUUCGAGAUGCACAUAUUCAUCGCACGAUUUCUAUGGAUUUUAAUCCGAAUUUACAGCAUGUAAUCGCAACAUGCGGGGACGAUGGUUACGUCAGAAUUUGGGAUACACGUUCCACGUCAUCAGCUCUGACGUCACUACAUCCCCAUGCUCACUGGGUUUGGAGUGUACGAUUUCAUCCGGUACACGAUCAAUUAUUGCUGACGGGCGGUUCAGACGCUUCUGUAGUACUUUCAUGUGCUCAAAGUGUUAGUAGUGAACAGCAGAUUGAAUUUCGAGAUGAUGAGGAAGAGGAAGAAGAUGAUGAUUUAGUGGAAAAACUACAAGAUGGACAAUUGGAACGAAUUGAUGAGCAUGAGGAUAGUGUAUACGCCUGCGCUUGGUCUUCAGCCGAUCCGUGGACAUUUGCCUCAUUAUCGUACGAUGGACGAAUGAUUGUCUCAAAUGUGUCACGAAAACACAAAUACGCUCUAAUGCAGCUUUAAUUUAUUGAUAUUCUGCAAUUUCUAUUAAUUUUUCAUGUAAAAAGUUAUAUUUAUUGCAUUAUUCCAUGGGAUUCUACGGGUUUUCGCUAUUUUCUCCUAAAAUUGUCCAAAUUUUUAUUGAUUUUUUCCUAUUUUCUCAGCUAAACCCGCUUUUUCUGUUCUUUCGGUGGAAAAAAUGACUCAUAACUACAAUUUCGUAAUAGCUUAUCAUUUUUCUUAUCACUAUAAAAUAUAUUUGCUUUA
Caenorhabditis elegans is the source of this 1333-nucleotide messenger RNA. It is a transcript of the gene eipr-1, whose product is annotated as EARP-interacting protein 1. The record is from RefSeq and is marked reviewed. Gene Ontology annotation, cellular component: cytoplasm. NCBI's taxonomy places the organism in Eukaryota, Metazoa, Nematoda, Chromadorea, Rhabditida, Rhabditidae.